UAAAGUUUCACAACAUCCGGUUUGCACCUAUCGACAUCCUGUUAGCUUAACGCGGCUUGGUUAACCCGCUGCAGAGGAGAACAGAAGCAGGAAAGGUUAAAAUGGAGCCUCAGAAGAAGCUGAUCAACUCAGUGGACAGCUGCGUGGACGAGGCUCUCUGUGGCCUGGUCAGGGCCUCUGGGGGCCUCUCUCUGCUGAAGGGCCACAGGGUCGUGCUUCGCUCGGACCUGGACCACCUGAAGGGCAAAGUGGCCCUGCUGUCUGGAGGCGGGUCAGGCCACGAGCCGGCCCACGCAGGUUACGUCGGUGCGGGCAUGCUCUCUGCUGCCGUGGCGGGAGGAGUGUUCGCCUCGCCGCCUCCCACCAGCAUCCUGGCUGCGAUCCUCACCCUGAGUGAAGCAGGAGCCUCCGGAGUCCUGCUCAUCGUGAAGAACUACACAGGAGACCGCCUCAACUUUGGACUGGCUGCCGAGCAGGCUCGUAACCAGGGGGUCCCUGUGGACAUGGUGAUAGUUGCAGAGGACUGCGCCUUCGACCGGCCCAGCAAGGCUGGCAGGAGGGGCCUGUGCGGCACCGUCUUCAUACACAAGCUGGCGGGAGCACUGGCAGAAGAAGGCUGCUCAUUGGACCACAUCGUUGCCAUGGUGACAGAGGUCCUGAAGGGGAUGGGUACUCUCGGUGUGAGCCUGUCUCCCUGCAGCGUGCCCGGCUGCCGGCCCUCCUUCGACCUGCCGCCUGGAGACAUGGAGCUGGGACUGGGAAUCCAUGGAGAACCAGGAAUCAAAAGAUCAAAGGUGGCGUCUGCAGACCAGGUGGUGAAGACCAUGAUGGAUCACAUGACCAACCCUGACAGCCAAUCACAUCUGCCGCUGAGCUCAGGAGACAGUGUUGUUCUGUGUGUGAACAACCUCGGAGCUCUAUCUCACCUGGAGAUGGGCGUGGUCACCAGAGCAGCCAUCACCUGCCUGGAGAGUCGUGGCGUGACGGUUGCCAGGGUGAUGUCCGGGUCGUUCAUGACCUCACUGGAGAUGGCAGGAGUGUCGCUGACCCUGAUGAGGGUCGACCCAAAACUGCUGAGACUGUUCGAUGCUAAGACUAGCGCCCCCGCCUGGCCGAACCUCAGCAGCGUGUGCGUGAGCGGACGCAGCCACGUCACCGAGCCGCCGGUCAGGAGCGCGCGGCCGCAGGACGACGCACACGCAGAGGGUGCGCUGAGUCCCGUGAUGCGCACGGCGUUGGAUAAGAUUUGUUGCGUGUUGUUGGAGAAGCAGGAGGAGCUGAACUCUUUGGACCGUGCAGCCGGAGACGGAGACUGCGGGAACACCCAUGCUCAGGCUGCCAGAGCCGUUCAGGAGUGGCUCGCAGCUCACGUGGUCCCCGGCUGUCCGGGGAGACUGCUGUUGGUCCUCGGCGGGCUGGUCCAGGAGAAGAUGGGCGGGUCCUCGGGAGCGCUGUACAGUCUGUUCCUGACCGCCGCCGCCGGCCACGUGAGCGAGGGGCGGAGCCACGCUGCCGCCUGGGCCAGAGCAGUGCAUGCUGGGACACAAGCCAUGAGAAGGUAUGGAGGGGCGGAGCCAGGAGACAGAACGAUGCUGGAUGCUUUGUGUCCUGCGGCGGACGAGCUGAUGAAGCUGACCGCAGCGCCCCCAGCUGGAGCGAUGGCGGUUCUGCAGGCUGCCGCUCAGAAAGCGUCCUGCGGUGCCGAGGCGACGCGUCACAUGACCGCCAGAGCCGGCCGGGCCAGCUACAUCGCCGCGGACCGGGUCACCCUGCCCGAUCCCGGCGCCGUGGCUGUGGCCGCCAUCUUGAGAGCUGUAGUGGAGACUCUGGAGGAGAAGUGAAAAGAAACGGAGAUUUUAGCAGAGAUCCAGACUUUUCCACAUGUUUUUCUUCAGGGUGUUUUCUGUCUUCGACACAUUCCUCUUCGGCUGAUUAGCUAAAACUUUCAUUUUCAUUAUAGGAACCAUGUCAAAUAAAAAAAGUACUUUUUCUGAUCCUUUUUAGUAAGUUUUUAAUCAAACCAAGAACACUAAAGGAAAUCUGAGACAUUCGUCUGGAGGCAAAGUGCUUCAAAAUAAAUGAAACUGAAACCAAAUUUAUUUAAAUUAAUUACAAAUUAUGGUUUUCUGCAGUUUUUGUUUGAUGUUACAAAGACAAAAAACAGCAUUUUUAGUAUAAAGAGCUACGUUUUUUGCUUAUAUAGAAUAAAUAACUAUUCUGUUGUAAAGUUUAAAAGUGUAAAUUUCUCAGACUUUGAUCUAAAUGUUUUUUACUUUUAUAACAGAAUGUAAAUAAUAGUUGAAGCUCUUUUCUCAGAUAUGUUCAGUGUAGUUUCGUUUUGUAUUUUUCUACUAAUCUGACGAACAGUACGAGCCUGGAUUACUGAGUAAUAAAAAAAUAAAAGUA
This is a messenger RNA of Austrofundulus limnaeus, 2406 nucleotides long. RefSeq names its product triokinase/FMN cyclase (gene tkfc). Gene Ontology annotation, biological process: glycerol catabolic process. Lineage: Eukaryota; Metazoa; Chordata; Actinopteri; Cyprinodontiformes; Rivulidae. The transcript is spliced from 18 exons. Gene Ontology annotation, molecular function: ATP binding; glycerone kinase activity. Gene Ontology annotation, cellular component: cytosol. The record is from RefSeq and is a predicted model, not a curated record. The coding region runs from base 102 to 1841 and encodes 579 amino acids.